Phytophthora sojae is the source of this 597-nucleotide messenger RNA. RefSeq lists its product as hypothetical. The coding region runs from base 1 to 597 and encodes 198 amino acids. The transcript is spliced from 2 exons. Gene Ontology annotation, cellular component: EMC complex. Gene Ontology annotation, molecular function: carbohydrate binding. The record is from RefSeq and is a predicted model, not a curated record. NCBI's taxonomy places the organism in Eukaryota, Oomycota, Peronosporomycetes, Peronosporales, Peronosporaceae.
AUGUCGACCGCGAGGCUGUGCGCGCUGCUGGCGCUGCUGCUGGCGGCGUGCGUGCAGGCGUUCGAGAUCAGCGGCACCGUGUACCCUCUGGGCUCCGUGACGGAGCAGGUGGAGCCGCUCAAGGUUCAGCUCAACGGCGGCGAGCAGACGGUCUUCGUGCGCUCGGACGGCUCCUUCCUGUUCCGCGACGUGGGCCCGGGCCGCUACGUGGUCGACAUCCCGUCCACGCAGUUCCUCUUCAGCCAGUACAAGGUGGACGUGGGCGCCGACGGCCUCAUCCGCGCGCUCGAGUACAAGUACCCGGGCGCCCCCAAGGCGCGCGCCAGCUACCCGCUCGUGGCGGAGGCCGUCAAGGAGCUCGACUACUUCGAGCAGCGCGAGAAGUUCAACCUGCUGGGCAUGAUCAUGAGCCCGUCCUUCCUCACCAUCAUCGUGCCCAUUGGUCUGCUGUACCUGCUGCCCAAGCUGUCCGAGGGAAUGGACCCGGAGGAGAUGAAGAAGGCGCAGGAGGAGAUGGGCUCGACGGACCCGUCCUCGCUGCUGGCAGGAAUGCUGGGCGGCGGCCAGACGAACGCAGACGACAGCGACGACGAUUAG